Messenger RNA from Drosophila kikkawai, 981 nucleotides. RefSeq names its product chymotrypsin-like protease CTRL-1. Gene Ontology annotation, molecular function: serine-type endopeptidase activity. Gene Ontology annotation, biological process: proteolysis. NCBI's taxonomy places the organism in Eukaryota, Metazoa, Arthropoda, Insecta, Diptera, Drosophilidae. The record is from RefSeq and is a predicted model, not a curated record.
AUGAGUGCCAGUGUAAUAGGAGUCGAUGUCUUGGCCAGCCUUUUGCUCCUGGUGGCCUUUCUUCAGCCGGGAGACGCCCAAUUCCUUGACCCGAACUGCGGAGUUCGAUCUCCUUCGAUACGGAUUAUCAAUGGGGACAACGCUACGAUGACCUCGAGUCCUUGGAUGGUCUUUAUCCUCACGAAUGAUGGUUAUUUCAUCUGCUGCGGAACUCUGAUUACUCACCGACUUGUACUAACGGCAGCACAUUGUUAUCAGGAGCACAAACAUUUAAAGGCUCGAAUGGGGGAGUACGAUAGAGACUCGAAUGAUACUUGUCAUUAUACAGUUAUCGGUGACCUAUACUGCACCAAGCGAGUGGAGCUCAAUGUGGACAGGGGCAUCGUGCACCCCAGUUUUGAUUCAAAAACCAUGGACAACGACAUAGCCAUCCUUCGGCUGGGCAGGCGAGUGGAGUAUACAGCCAACAUCAAACCCAUCUGUAUCGUGACGGAUAAGAGUUGGAGAAACACUAUAGACCAAAUACCAAUUCUCACCAUCACUGGCUGGGGCCUUACCAAGGCCAAUGGAAAUACGAGCAGGAUCCUACAGACCCUGGAAAUCAGACGACAGUAUCCGGAAGUUUGCACCCGAUGGGUUCCUAAAACUCCUUCGGACAACGAGUUCUGCCUGGGAAACGUGCGGAGUUCCGCUUGCAACGGAGAUUCCGGCGGUCCCGCGGGAAAACUAAUUCUAUAUGGAAAUAAAUCUCGAUUCAUCCAGGUCGGCAUUGCCAGCCUAACGAACAAACAGUGCAGAUAUGCCACCACCUACACUGAUGUGCUCAGCCACGUGGACUGGAUCCUCAGUGUGGAGAGGCAAAUCGGUCAUGAUUACACGGAGCCCACACAAGUGUGGUCUCCGACUAAUCGUGAACCAAAUCGAUAUGUCCCUAUUUUUUUCAUCAAAUGGCAGCAUUUCACUUGGCCUUUUCUUGGCUAG